AUGCUGUUUGCUUAUCAAAUAGAAGGCGGCUGGAAUGCUGACGGUAAAGGCGAAAACAUAUGGGACAGAUUCGUUCACGUGAACCCUGAAAAAAUCAAAAAGAACUCGACGGGAGACGUCUCCGCAGACUCCUACCACAACUGGCGUGAAGAUGUGAGGAUAGCUGCAGAACUAGCAAAGGAGACAUUCGACAAAACUGGUGCAAAAUACUAUAAUGACCUCAUAAAUGCUCUCAUCACUGAGGGCAUAGAGCCAGUCAUCACGCUCUAUCACUGUGAAUCGCCGGUGAAAAUUCAAGAUAUGGUUGUUUCCGUGGUGAAAUCAGCGGAUGAGGGCAUCCGACGAAUUCCCUGCGUGAAUUCUUUAACAGAGGAAGGUGCCUUGUUGCAACUGUCACAAUGCACCGAUCUAAGUUUUCCUCCAAACUUCAAAUUCGGCGCAGCCACAGCGGCUUAUCAAAUAGAAGGCGGCUGGAAUGCUGACGGUAAAGGCGAAAACAUAUGGGACAGAUUUGUCCACGUGAACCCUGGAAAAAUCAAAAACAAUGCGACGGGAGACGUCUCCGCAGACUCCUACCACAACUGGCGUGAAGAUGUGAGGAUAGCUGCAGAACUAGGUCUUCAGUUCUAUAGAUUUUCAAUAAAUUGGCCACGAAUUCUGCCAACGGGAUUUCCAAACAAAUUCAACAAAGUUGGUGCAAAAUACUAUAAUGACCUCAUAGAUGCUCUCAUCGCUGAGGGCAUAGAGCCAGUCAUCACGCUCUAUCACUGGGAAUUGCCGGUGAAAAUUCAAGAUAUGGGUGGCUGGACUAAUCCUUUGAUAGUAGAUUGGUUUGGUAACUUCGCGAGGUUGAUGUACUCUCUUUACGCUGACCGCGUCAAAACAUGGCUAACAAUAAACGAAGCUAUUGUUGUUUGCGACUACAAUUACAAUUCAGGAAUUUUUGCUCCAAAGAUCAAAGAGCCAGAGUUCGCUCCUUAUAUAUGUAACAAAUAUGUAUUGCUUGCUCAUGCAAAGGCUUAUAGAAUAUUUGAUCAAGAAUUUAGACCUAAAUAUAGUGGAAGAAUUUCCAUCGCAAAUAACAUGAUCUGGAUUGAACCUUUCUCUUCCAUGGACAGGGAAUUGGCUGAACUUGGAAGGGAGCAUGCGACGGGUAGAUAUUGUCAUGCAAUAUUUUCAAAAAGUGGAGGCUGGCCACCCGCCAUUGAAAAAGCUAUACUGAAGUACAGUUUGAAACAUGGGUAUAAUGAAUCGACACUUCCUUCUUUUACUGAGGAGGAAAAAGUAUUCGUUAAAGGUACGGCAGAUUUCUUGGCUCUGAAUCAUUAUACCACAUAUAUGAUCAGAUCAGCAAAGCCUGGAGAGGACACUGGCUACUGGUUCUUAACAGGCUCACCAGAAUUAAAUGCCGUAAUAGAAAAACCUCCCAAUGCGCAUUAUGGCGCUUCUAGAAUACUACCGAUAUACCCCAAGGGCAUGCGAAGACAGUUGGCGUGGUUGAAGAAACAAUAUGGUAACAUCGAUUUCCUGAUCACAGAGAACGGCUACUCUUCUGUGGGCAACCAGCUCGAUGACUAUGACAGAAUACACUUUUACAAAGCGCAUUUGGAACAGGUGCUGCUGUCCAUAAAAGUAGACAACGUCAGCGUUAUUGGAUUUGCAGCGUGGUCUCUCAUGGACAACUUCGAAUGGUUGGAUGGAUAUCACACAAAGUUUGGACUUUACGAAGUUGAUUUCGAAGAUCCUAAUAGAAAAAGAACGCCUCGAGCAUCUGCACACUUCUACGCAUGCGUAAUCAAGAACCGAUCACUCAACGAUACUUGCCUUAAUAAGAAAUUAAUCGCGUCGCGAUCCUAUCAAAGCAAUGCAAGACUGUGA
Molecule: messenger RNA, 1878 nt
Organism: Nymphalis io (European peacock)
Lineage: Eukaryota; Metazoa; Arthropoda; Insecta; Lepidoptera; Nymphalidae
Product: myrosinase 1-like
Exons: 16
Coding region: 1-1878 (625 amino acids)
Biological process (GO): carbohydrate metabolic process
Molecular function (GO): beta-glucosidase activity
Source: RefSeq, a predicted model, not a curated record